AUGCACAUUUCAGGAAAAUUUCCCAAAAAUGGCUAUCUCAGCUAUGUAUUUCUCUGCUUGGCCUUCGCCCUGGCGGAAGAAAUGGAUAAUACCUUCACAGACCAAUCUGCACUUCUUGUCCUAAAAUCCCAAAUCACCUCAGACCCUUUCAACAUUAUAUCCACCAACUGGUCUGAAUCUGAUCAUCGUCGUCAUCCUAAUUCUACUACGACAGUCUGCAGCUGGGUUGGAGUCACCUGCAGGCGAAGAAGAGUCACUGCUUUGGACUUAUCCGGAAUGAACCUCACAGGAAACCUCGUCCCCCACCUCGGAAACCUUUCGCAUCUAAUUGUACUGAAUUUGAGCAGCAACAACUUCCAUGGCGCACUCCCCGAUGAGCUCUCCCUGCUCCGGCAAAUCGUAGCCGUUGAUCUCAACUUCAACAGCAUCAACGGUGGAAUCGCAUCCUGGUUCGGUUCCUUCCCUCGAAUCGAAUUUCUGCAUCUAAGGAACAACAGCUUUUCUGGUGCGAUCCCAUCGUCACUGGGAAACGCAUCAAGACUUCAAUUCUUGGACCUGUCGAACAAUCCGUUGAUCAGCGGAGAGAUUCCUCAGAAUCUGGGGAAUCUUCGAAACCUCAACUACCUGGCAUUGCAGUAUAAUCGGCUUUCUGGUUCGAUACCCUCUUCGAUUUUUAAUAUCUCAACGUUGAAAACCCUCGGUUUUACAGGCAAUUAUAUUCUGUCGGGAAAACUUCCGUAUGAUCUUUGUCAGGGGCUCCCAAGACUCGAAAAUUUUUACUUGUCUUUAAACUCCAUGAAUGGAGAAAUUCCUGGAAACCUGUCUCAAUGCUCCAAACUAAAGGUCUUGGCUUUAAGUUCCAACAGGUUUAGUGGGCCAAUACCUAAAGAGCUUGGGAACUCAAAAUCCAUUGAGGAAUUGUAUCUUGGUGCCAACAUGCUCACAGGUUCAAUUCCAGAAGAAUUGGGCAAUAUAACUACCUUGAAGGUAUUGUUCUUGGGAAUGAGUCAGCUUGUGGGGUCAAUACCACUCAAAAUCUUCUACAAUAUUCCCACAUUAUCUUACAUACACAUAGGUAGUAGUAACCUAUCCGGCACACUGCCAAAAGAUAUAUGCUCUUACAAUCAAGGAAUUCAAGAAAUCAUUCUUCAAGAUAAUGAUUUAUCUGGCGAUAUCCCUGAAAGAAUAUAUGAAUGCUCAUCACUUCGGAGGUUACAUUUAGACCAAAACAAAUUUUAUGGAUCUAUUCCAAAAGGGAUUGGGAACUUAACCACACUUGAGUAUUUUGCUGUUAGCAUCAAUCAAUUCACAGGUUCAAUUCCAGAAGAAAUUGGCUACCUGAAAAACUUAAAGGAGUUGGGACUAAGUGGUAAUUACUUAACCGGGGCUAUUCCGACAAGCCUACUGAACAUCUCAACGUUAACAUUUUUGGCACUCAGCGAGAAUCAAUUAUCAGGGAAUCUUCCACCAGACUUGGGCCACAAACUGCCCAAUCUUGAAUGGCUUGAUCUUUAUUCAAAUAACCUAACCAGUGAGUCGCCAAACAUGGAUUUCAUAUCUUCAUUGAUGAACUGUACAAAGCUUACAACACUUAGGAUCAGCUCACUGCCACUGAAUGGAAGGCUCCCAAAUUCCAUCGGUACCCUUUCUGCCCUCCAAAAUCUCCUUGCUUCGGAUUGUGGUUUCACAGGCACCAUCCCUGAUGAAAUUGGUAACCUGGAAAACCUAAUUUUACUGGCCCUUCAAGGGAAUAGAUUUUCUGGAUCACUUCCGGGGACUUUGGCUGCCAUGGUUAAUAUGCAAGGAUUCUAUCUCCAUAGUAAUAAUUUGACAGGGACGAUUCCUGACGCCAUUUGUGGAAUGCAGAAGCUGUACACAGUAUAUCUGAGUGUGAACCAUUUUCAUGGUGGGAUUCCAGAAUGUCUUGGAAGAGUUACCACUUUGAGGUCACUGUUUUUAGAUCGAAACAGUCUGAACCUAACGAUUCCGGAAAGCUUGUGGGGUUUAAAAGAUCUUAUACAGUUGGAUUUGUCCUCAAACUCCUUGACAGGCUCUCUUUCAUCGAAUGUUGAAAAGCUCAAAGUUGCUAAUUAUAUCAGUCUUGAAAAUAAUCAACUCUCGGGAACCAUCCCUGCUCGGAUAGGAGGGCUGCAGAGUUUAGUAACCCUUUAUUUAGGACACAACAUGUUUCGUGGAGACAUCCCAGAGACGAUGUCGGAAAUGGUGAGCUUAGAGUAUUUGGACUUAUCUAACAAUACUCUUUCCGGCUCCAUUUCAAUGUCGAUGCAAAAUCUAGUGCAUCUGAGCUACUUCAAUGUCUCUUUCAAUGGUUUGAGUGGUGAAAUUCCUUCUGAUGGCCCGUUUAGAAACUUCACCAGAGAAUCUUUCUUGUUUAACCAACAUUUAUGCGGUGAUCGAAGAUUCGAUGUCCCUCCCUGCAAUUCGACUAAAGCUAAGAAAAACAGACUACCAAAGAGAUUCCCAAUUUUCGCAUUCUUCAUCUUCGGGGCUUCUGUGAUAGUUCUUGCAAUGGCAUUAGCAUAUGCAUAUUACAGAUUUAAACAUAAGAACAACGCUGUCAGUAGCUCGAAUCAAUCGUCCCUUGGCAGUUCAAUCUGUAGAUUUUCUUACCAAGAACUUGUCGUGGCAACAGAGGAUUUCAGCGACGUUAAUCUCCUAGGAAGUGGAAGUUUCGGGCGUGUCUACAAUGGCAGCCUCGGAAAUGGAAAGACCGUGGCGGUAAAGGUGUUCAAUCCACUCUUACAAGGCGGAUUCUCGAGCUUCGACACUGAGUGUGAAGUUCUGAGGAAUCUCCGACACAGGAAUCUCUGCAAAGUCCUCGGUUCUUGCUCGAGCCAUGACUUUAAGGCAUUAGUCCUCGAGUAUAUGCCGUGCGGAAGCCUUGAGCGAUGGAUGUAUUCGCACAACUAUUGCUUAAACAUCGCAGAGAGACUCGACAUCAUGAUCGAUGUAGCUUCGGCUUUGGAAUAUCUUCACAACGGCUAUUCAACGCCCGUCGUUCAUUGCGACUUGAAGCCUAUGAACAUAUUGCUCGAUCAAGACAUGGUUGCGCAUUUGUGCGAUUUUGGCAUUGCGAAGCUUCUAGGCAAUGCAAAAAGCUUCGUGCAAACUACGACGACGUUAGGCACGUUUGGCUACAUUGCACCGGAGGUCGGCAGCCGUGGACUUGUGUCGACGAGGUGCGAUGUUUACAGCUACGGCAUUGUGUUGAUGGAAGUUUUUACGAGAAGGAAGCCUAUGGAUCAUCCUUUUGGUGAGGGUUUGAACAUGAGGGAUUGGAUAAGAGAUUCGAUUCGUGAUGGAGAUAUUGAGGAGAUUGUAGAUUCGAAUCUGUUGUUGACAUAUGGAGAAUCUUGUAAUGAGAAUGUGAAAUCAUGUGUUUGUGGUGUAAUGGAAUUGGGCUUGAGCUGCACCAUGGAAUCUCCCAACGAGAGGAUCGACAUGAGAGAGGCUGUCACAACCUUGAACAAGAUCAGGACUCAAUUCACUGCCAGCAUAUCUAAUUAAGACAUACAUACCUUAAUAGUUUGGGUAGUGUGUCUUUGUCUUCUUGCCAAACUUAAUCUGUAUGCUAUUAAAUUCG
Messenger RNA from Andrographis paniculata, 3604 nucleotides. Its product is annotated as LRR receptor-like serine/threonine-protein kinase EFR. The transcript has 4 exons. Gene Ontology annotation, molecular function: ATP binding; protein binding; protein kinase activity. Gene Ontology annotation, biological process: protein phosphorylation. NCBI's taxonomy places the organism in Eukaryota, Viridiplantae, Streptophyta, Magnoliopsida, Lamiales, Acanthaceae. The record is from RefSeq and is a predicted model, not a curated record. The coding region runs from base 1 to 3528 and encodes 1175 amino acids.